CAGGAAUCAGUGCCAUCACUGCAAGAUGACACAAGAAGACAUGACCUCCCAUAGUCCUUGCUUGCGACUGUUACAAAAGUGGAGAGGUUCCAGAAAUCUAGUGUUACUUAUUGUAGCCAUUGCUAUUCUCUUGGAUAACAUGCUACUUAGCGUUGUGGUUCCUAUUAUCCCAGACUAUCUCUAUCAGCUCCACCACCAGAAGAAUCUCGAAAAGCUGAAUUUUACAUCUACAGUGGCGCCCUCAACUACGGAACAUGUUACAAUGAUAAGAGAAGAAAUAUUACUGACCGAUCUCGACCCCUCUAGUAGUGAUACGCAUGAGAAAGAAGCCAAAUUUAUAUACGAUUUCAAAUUUAAACCCCAUGUUUUUCACAUGGUACUUACAAGCACGGAGCCAACCCUACUUGAAAGCGAAGCCACGGAAACAUCAAGUAUAGAAUUUGAAGCGGAAAACGUAACAGAAAUGUCACCUGAGGAAAAACAGCUAAAACACGAGGAACUAGCGAGCGAAAGUAUGGAAGUGGGAUUCAUGUACGCCUCUAAACCAGUCAUCCAGGCUAUAACAAAUUCCUUUAUUGGACCUUUAACUAACAGGAUUGGCUACUCCAUCCCGAUGUUUGCUGGCUUUGUGAUCAUGUUUCUCUCCACUGUUAUUUUCGCUAUCGGCACGAACUACCCAACAUUGUUUGUCGCCAGGGCGUUGCAAGGAGUUGGUUCUGCUUGCACCAGUGUUGCCGGAAUGGGAAUGUUGGCCGACAGGUAUCCAGAUGAUCAGGAGCGAGGAAAGGCUAUGGCCAUAGCUCUUGGCGGUUUAGCGCUUGGAGUGUUGAUUGGACCACCGUUCGGCGGUGUUAUGUACGAGUUCUUAGGGAAGUCUGCUCCGUUUCUUGUGUUGGCAGCGCUAGCUUUGUUGGACGGAGUUCUCCAGCUGUUUGUUCUCCAACCACGGAUCACCAAAGAGGAACAAGAAGGAGCACCACUACUGACGUUGCUAAAGGACCCUUAUAUCUUAACCUCAGCAGGUGCAAUAGCCUUUGCUAACAUGGGUAUAACAGCAUUGGAGGCCACUUUACCAAUAUGGAUGAUAGAUACCAUGGACUCCCCCAAGUGGCAACAAGGAGCAGCUUUUCUUCCUGCUAGUAUCUCUUAUUUGAUCGGCACCAACAUUUUUGGACCUCUGGGACACAAAAUGGGACGAUGGUUGGCCUCGCUUCUGGGUUUAAUCAUCAUCGGAAUUUCCUUGAUAUGUAUUCCAUACUCGAAAAAUUUUUUUCACCUAAUAGGCCCUAAUGCAGGGAUUGGGUUCGCUAUUGGCAUGGUAGACUCGUCCAUGAUGCCCAUGUUAGGUUACUUGGUAGACAUUCGACACACGUCGGUUUACGGCAGCGUUUAUGCCAUUGGAGAUGUCGCCUUUUGUGUGGGCUACGCUUUAGGUCCUGCUUUUGGUGGUGGAGUAAUGCAAGCUAUAGGAUUUAGAGGGUUAAUGUGUGUUAUUUCUGUCGUAUGUUUCCUCUACUGCCCUCUGAUGAUAGUAUUGAGAAAACCACCAGCGAGGGAGGAAAACCAGUCUUUACUGAGAGAUACGUCCGUUCGUUACGUCAGCUACACCAACGACGAAUCACCAGACGAAGAUGAAAUUAGGAAGCCUCCUUCUCAAGAGCUGGUCCAAUGAAAUGUUGCUAUUUGAAGUUGUUUUCAUGUCGUCUUUCAGGUGCUUUGCUGUGAACAUUCUGUUGGUUCACCUCGAAUAAAAUAUAUUUAUUUCGUGUUGUUUUAAAAAUACUGUAAGGAAAAGUAUACUUUAUGUAAAUCAAGUGUUCCGAUUGUUUGUGGCAGCUCGAUGGUUGUCAACCUUCUUCUGAUAAGACGGAAAUAGCUAACAGUGGCUAUACUUGUGUUUAUCUUAUAUAUAACAUGUUAACGAUAUUCAUGUGUUGAAUAUUUCGCACAUAUAUAAUUUAUUUAAAAAUCUAUGUGUGUAAGCAGGUACUACUGAUAUUUUAGAGAAAAAAUGGUAAAACUGCAGUUAAUACCGGGCUGAGUAGUUUUGUGUAUUAUCCAUUCUGAAACUUCUUU
Molecule: messenger RNA, 2076 nt
Organism: Limulus polyphemus (Atlantic horseshoe crab)
Lineage: Eukaryota; Metazoa; Arthropoda; Merostomata; Xiphosura; Limulidae
Product: synaptic vesicular amine transporter-like
Exons: 13
Coding region: 26-1672 (548 amino acids)
Biological process (GO): transmembrane transport; aminergic neurotransmitter loading into synaptic vesicle
Cellular component (GO): terminal bouton; synaptic vesicle membrane
Molecular function (GO): serotonin:sodium:chloride symporter activity
Source: RefSeq, a predicted model, not a curated record